This is a messenger RNA of Pelmatolapia mariae (spotted tilapia), 1415 nucleotides long. RefSeq names its product trace amine-associated receptor 13c-like. The coding region runs from base 332 to 1324 and encodes 330 amino acids. Gene Ontology annotation, cellular component: membrane. The record is from RefSeq and is a predicted model, not a curated record. NCBI's taxonomy places the organism in Eukaryota, Metazoa, Chordata, Actinopteri, Cichliformes, Cichlidae. Gene Ontology annotation, biological process: G protein-coupled receptor signaling pathway. The transcript is spliced from 2 exons. Gene Ontology annotation, molecular function: trace-amine receptor activity.
CAGCCCAGUCCCUUCUUUCUUUUAUCAUCUGCAUUGCUUCCUGUGCCCAAAAAUAACCCACAGAGUGCUCGAUCAUCUUGCAAUCUCGGGUGGGAUGCUGUAAAGUGUGCGUUCAGGCUGAGGCCACUGUCAUUCAGUUCUUGACGACUAAAAGUGAUCAGUGCAUUGCUGGAGGACAGAAUAAAACAGAACCACCAUCUUUUGAUUGUGUAUGAGGUUCUGUUGGUAGGGAAGAGAAGAAGGAGAGGUGAAGGGGGUGUGGAGGUGUGGCGAGAUAAAUCCCCUAUGUGACAAGAAGCUCUGAUCAGAGAGCUGCAGGAGCUGCAGCUGUAUGAGGAUGGAGAUGCAGAAAGAAGCCGAGCUUUGUUUUCCACAACUCCUCAACAGUUCCUGCAGGAAGCCGACAUUUCACUGGUCCAAAGCUGUGCUCCUGAACAUUGUGCUGUCCUGCAUCUCUCUACUCACUGCUGCUCUAAACCUUCUCGUCAUCAUCUCAGUCUCUUACUUCAGGCAGCUUCACACACCCACUAACAUCCUCCUCCUUUCUCUGGCUGUCUCAGACUUUCUCACUGGUCUCCUUAUGCUGCCACUAGAAAUAAUUAGAAACACGGCCUGCUGGGUACUUGGUGAUCUUAUGUGUUCUGUUUAUACUUAUUUGAUCACCAGUCUUUUCUGUGCUUCAACUUGGAACAUAGUUCUCAUUUCAGUUGACCGCUAUGUGGCUAUUUGUCACCCUCUUCAUUACCCCACCAGAAUUACCGUGGCAAGAGUCAAACUCUGUGUUUGUUUGUGUUGGUUUUAUUCAACUUUCUACGGCAGUCUUUUGACAAAGGAUGUUCUAAUUAAGCCGGCCAGGUAUAAUUCCUGUUAUGGAGAGUGUGUGUUUGUCAUUAAUGAAAUUGCAGGGUUUAUUGACCUUGUGUUAUCUUUUAUUGUUCCAGUAUGUGUUAUCAUGGUUCUCUAUAUGAGAGUAUUUGUGGUGGCUGUGUCUCAAGCUCGUGCCAUGCGCUCUCAUGUUACAGCUGUCACACUUCAGCAUUCAAGCAAUCAAGCAAAUAAAUCUGAACUGAAAGCAGCCAGGAACCUUGGAGUUCUUGUAGUUGUGUUUCUUGCAUGUUACCUUCCGUUUUACUGUUACUCUCUUAUUGAAGUAAAUGUGAUCAAUGACUCAUCUACAUUUUUUCUGAUCAUUGUGUUUUACUUUAACUCGUGUCUAAACCCACUGAUGUAUGCACUUUUUUACUCUUGGUUUAGAAAUGCUGUUAAACUUAUCAUCACUCUGCAGAUUUUCAAGCAUGACACUAGUGAAGCAAACAUGUUUUAAAAAGAUAAGGAAACCCACCAUACUAAGAAUUUAAAUCAAUAAAUCGAUAAAUUCAGAAAUCUGAAAAUGAAAAUUUUGACCUUGUCACACA